Saimiri boliviensis boliviensis (Bolivian squirrel monkey) is the source of this 648-nucleotide messenger RNA. The record is from RefSeq and is a predicted model, not a curated record. NCBI's taxonomy places the organism in Eukaryota, Metazoa, Chordata, Mammalia, Primates, Cebidae.
AUGCCCAAGAGGAAGGUCAGCGCCACCGAAGGGGCCGCCAAGGAAGAGCCCAAGAGGAGAUUGGUGCGGUUAUCAGCGAACCCUCCUGCAAAAGUGGAAGCGAAGCUGAAAAAGGGAGCAGCGAAGGAUAAAUCUUCAGACAAAAAAGUGCAAACAAAAGGGAAAAGGGGAGCAAAGGGAAAAGAGGCUGAAGUGGCUAACCAAGAAACUAAAGAAGAGUUACCUGCAGAAAACGGGGAAACGAAAACUGAGGAGAGUCCAGCCUCUGAUGAAGCAGGAGAGAAAGAGGCCAAGUCUGAUGAAUCCCGUAUACCAUGUCUUAGCAGUGGUCCCUGUCUCCCUUCUUGUACAACCCAGAGGAAUAUUUUUAUCAACUGUUUUGUAAAUGCAAGUUUUUUAAAUCUUCUCCAAACCUGCUCUGAGUCAGGCCCCAUUGAGCAUGGCUAUGCCUCAGGCACUGACAGUUGUUUCAAUGUGCUGAUCAGCAGUGGAAGUCACAGUAGCAUUAUGAGGCCACCUCUAGGCCACUUCCGGCCCACUUCCUUCUCUUUUAAUAGCAUGUAUGAAGAAGAAGUUGUUGGUGCCAAAAAGAUUCCAGAGAAAUGGAUGCCUGGCUGGCUGGAGAGGAGAGUAACAGCAGAGGAAUGA